CGCGGGGAGGCGGCGGACGGCUCUGCUACAGCUCCUUCCCCCUCCCUCGCCUAUGCCUGCCACCGCUCCCCUCCCCAAAAACCCGACAGGGGAUAAUGCCUCCUGAAUACAUGAUGAAGUGAGUAGUCAGGCUGGGCUCCGCCGCUGCUGCUGGGAGUGAGUGAGCGUGUGAGUCUGUGCAUUGAGGCAUCUCUGCACUGCAGCCUCCUCCUACAUCCAGCCAGAGAGGCAGAGAAAGGCGCGGAGGGAAGGCGGCUUGUUGCAGUGCGAGGCACUGGCCCCUGGGAAGAAGCAAAUCCCUGGCAGCCGCCCUAGGCGCGACCAGAGCAGCCCCGAGCGAGGCGGCGGGCAGCGGCCAUGCUGAAUAACCUGACGGACUGCGAGGACGGCGACGGGGGGGCGAGCCAAGGCGAUGGCAAUCCCAAGGAGAGCAGUCCCUUCAUCAACAGCACAGACCUGGAGAAGGGAAAAGAGUACGAUGGCAAGAACAUGGCCCUCUUCGAGGAGGAGAUGGACACCAGCCCGAUGGUCUCAUCACUGCUGAGCGGGUUGGCCAACUACACCAACCUGCCGCAGGGCAGCCGGGAGCAUGAGGAAGCUGAGAACAAUGAUGGGGGCAAGAAGAAGCCAGUGCAGGCUCCACGGAUGGGCACCUUCAUGGGCGUCUACCUGCCCUGCCUGCAGAACAUCUUUGGGGUCAUCCUGUUCCUGCGCCUCACCUGGGUGGUGGGGAUCGCUGGCAUCAUGGAAUCUUUCUGCAUGGUCUUCCUUUGCUGCUCCUGUACGAUGCUGACAGCUAUUUCCAUGAGUGCAAUUGCCACCAACGGCGUGGUGCCAGCGGGCGGCUCCUACUACAUGAUCUCACGCUCCCUGGGCCCUGAGUUUGGUGGGGCUGUGGGGCUCUGCUUCUACCUGGGCACCACCUUUGCCGGUGCCAUGUACAUCCUGGGCACCAUCGAGAUCCUGCUGGCCUACAUCUUCCCUGCCAUGGCCAUCUUCAAGGCAGAGGAUGCCAGCGGGGAGGCGGCUGCGAUGCUCAACAACAUGCGUGUCUAUGGCACCUGCGUGCUGACCUGCAUGGCUACCGUGGUGUUCGUGGGGGUCAAAUAUGUCAAUAAGUUUGCCCUGGUCUUCCUGGGCUGCGUCAUCCUCUCCAUCCUCGCCAUCUACGCCGGUGUCAUCAAGUCGGCCUUCGACCCACCGAGCUUCCCGAUCUGCCUGCUGGGCAACAGGACCCUCUCACGGCACGGCUUUGACCUCUGCACCAAGGUGGUGGUGGAGGGCAACGAAACAGUGGGCUCCAAGCUCUGGGAGCUCUUCUGCACCUCCCGCUUCCUCAACGCCACCUGUGAUGAGUAUUUCACCAUGAACAAUGUGACUGAAAUUGAGGGCAUCCCUGGAGCUGCCAGCGGCCUCAUCCAAGAGAACCUCUGGAGCUCCUACCUGACCAAGGGUGUGAUUGUGGAAAAGAGGGGGCUGCCCUCUGUCAGCCCCCCGGACACCCCUGUGGACAUGGACCAGCCUUACGUCUUCAGUGACAUGACCUCCUACUUCACUCUGCUCGUGGGCAUCUACUUCCCCUCUGUCACAGGCAUCAUGGCUGGCUCCAAUCGCUCUGGGGACCUGCGGGAUGCACAGAAGUCCAUCCCCACAGGCACCAUCCUGGCCAUUGCCACCACCUCUGCAGUCUACAUCAGCUCCGUUGUGCUCUUUGGGGCAUGCAUCGAAGGCGUUGUUCUGCGUGACAAGUUUGGUGAAGCCGUCAAUGGGAACCUGGUGGUGGGCACCCUGGCGUGGCCGUCCCCGUGGGUCAUCGUUAUCGGCUCCUUCUUCUCCACAUGCGGGGCCGGGUUGCAGAGCCUCACCGGCGCCCCGCGCCUCCUGCAAGCCAUCUCCAGGGACGGGAUCGUGCCCUUCCUCAGGGUCUUUGGCCAUGGCAAAGCCAACGGGGAGCCCACCUGGGCUCUGCUGCUCACCGCCUGCAUCUGCGAGAUUGGGAUCCUGAUCGCAUCCCUGGACGAGGUGGCUCCCAUCCUGUCCAUGUUCUUCCUCAUGUGCUACAUGUUUGUCAACCUGGCCUGUGCCGUGCAGACGCUGCUGCGGACGCCCAACUGGCGGCCCCGAUUCCGCUACUACCACUGGACCCUCUCCUUCCUGGGUAUGAGCCUGUGCCUGGCACUGAUGUUCAUCUGCUCCUGGUACUACGCGCUGGUCGCCAUGCUGAUCGCUGGCCUCAUCUACAAGUACAUUGAAUACCGCGGGGCGGAGAAGGAAUGGGGUGAUGGGAUCCGGGGGCUGUCGCUGAGUGCCGCCCGCUACGCACUGCUGCGGCUGGAGGAGGGCCCCCCCCACACCAAGAACUGGAGGCCCCAGCUGCUGGUUCUGGUCCGUGUGGAUCAGGAGCAGAACGUGGUGCACCCACAGCUCCUGUCCUUCACUUCACAGCUCAAAGCAGGCAAGGGCCUCACCAUUGUGGCCUCUGUGCUGGAAGGGACCUUCCUGGACAACCACCCACAGGCGCAGAGAGCCGAGGAGUCCAUCCGCCGCCUGAUGGAAGCGGAGAAGGUGAAGGGCUUCUGCCAGGUGGUGAUCUCCUCCAACCUGCGGGACGGCAUGUCACACCUCAUCCAGUCCAGUGGGCUGGGCGGGCUGCAGCACAACACGGUGCUGGUGGGCUGGCCCCGCAGCUGGCGCCAGAAGGAGGACCACCAGACCUGGAGGAACUUCAUCGAGCUGGUGCGGGAGACCACGGCUGGGCACCUGGCCUUGCUGGUGGCCAAGAACGUGGCCAUGUUCCCGGGCAACCAGGAGCGCUUCUCGGAGGGCCACAUCGAUGUCUGGUGGAUCGUGCAUGAUGGAGGGAUGCUCAUGCUGCUGCCCUUCCUCCUGCGGCACCACAAGGUCUGGCGCAAGUGCAAGAUGCGUAUCUUCACGGUGGCUCAGAUGGAUGACAACAGCAUCCAGAUGAAGAAGGACCUGACGACAUUCCUGUACCACCUGCGCAUCACGGCGGAGGUGGAGGUGGUGGAGAUGCAAGAGAGCGACAUCUCAGCCUACACCUACGAGAAGACGCUGGUGAUGGAGCAGCGCUCGCAGAUCCUCAAGCAAAUGCACCUCACCAAGAACGAGCGGGAGCGGGAGAUCCAGAGCAUCACGGAUGAGUCCCGCGGCUCCAUCCGGCGCAAGAACCCAGCCAACACGCGCCUGCGCCUGAACGUCCCUGAGGAGCAGGUGGGCGACGGCGAGGAGAAGCCCGAGGAAGAGGUCCAGCUCAUCCACGACAAAAACGCCACCACCUUCUCCAGCAGCUCCCAGUCCCCAGCUGAAGAGGCAGAGUCGGGCCCUGAGAAGGUGCAUCUCACCUGGACCAAGGAGAAGUCCGUGGCCGAGAAGAACAAGAGCAAGAGCCCUGUCAGCCCCGAGGGCAUCAAGGACUUCUUCAACAUGAAGCCGGAGUGGGAGAACCUGAACCAGUCAAACGUGCGGAGGAUGCACACGGCUGUGAAGCUUAACGAGGUGAUUGUGAAGAAGUCCCAGAAGGCCAAGCUGGUCCUGCUCAACAUGCCAGGGCCACCCCGCAACCGGAAAGGGGAUGAAAACUACAUGGAGUUCCUGGAGGUGCUGACAGAGCGCCUGGACCGAGUGCUGCUGGUGCGUGGCGGGGGCCGGGAGGUCAUCACCAUCUACUCCUGAAACACGGCGUGAGAAAGGUUUGUCCGCACCCCGAGAGCCCCACCACCCCGCACCGAGCUCCUGGAGGGAGGAGAGAAGCCCGAUGGCAGCCGGUGCACAGAACCUUCACCUGCCUUCAGCCGUGCCCCUGACCUCUCCAUUCGAACUGCAGCACCAGAUCUUCCGGGAGCAUCCAGCACCUGAGCAGCUGUUCCUCAUUGCAACGUCACAGCACUGCUGUCUUUGUUUAUAUAUAAAUAUAUACAGUGUUCUGCGGACUGAGCAUCAGAGCCCAGCGCUGCCCCCGCAGCCCCCGGCCGGGCAGGAGCCCACUGUGUCCCAAUGGGCCCCAGGCCCCACUGCCGCCCCACAGAGCUUGGCUGGGCACCGCUGCCUGAUGCUCGCACCGCACAGAGGUGCUGGGAGAAGAGAGAGGCCACCAGCAUGCUUUCCUCGCCAGAUGCUCCUCUCCCCACCUCCGUCAGCACCCGACGACCCUGGAAAGGACCGUGCUGGGCCCGGACAGACCCAACCGCCCAUCUGGAGGCCGUGGGCCACGCUCACCGAGAGGCAGUUGUGAUGGUUUGGAGGGGGUGAGGGUGGGGGGCAGCCGAGUGGGGUGGGAUGCUGGAGAGCAGCGGUGCCACUGCAGCCCCGGCCGGGUUGGGUGGAGCUGUGUGUCCCCUUCCCGCUGGCCCCAACCCCCUCUGUCCAGGCAUUGCUCUGUGCUCGUGCUGCAGCUGCUGCCCGGAGCUGUGGUGCCCGGAGCAGAGCAGAGGUCCCACCGGUGUGCAGUGUCAGCCUGAGCUGCCCCGGGGCUGUGGGACUGUGGAUGCUGCUAACCCCAGGCACCGCCGGCUCUGGGCCUGGCACAGAAGCUCCACGGCCAUGCUGGGAGCACUGGGGGCUGUGUGGACCCCACUUUGGCUGACCGUCGGUCCUGGCAGCCCCAUACCCCGCUGUGCACUGGGGCUUUUAUCCCUGGCCCCAGGCACAGGUGCUGCCACGGGGUCCGGAACGCUCAGCUCUGGGUGGUUCUCAGUAUAUGCAAUGUGUCCGAUGGGCCCCGGCCCCACUGCAGCGCCUGUGCCAGGCCCUGUGGUGCGGGAUAGCAGCAGGGACCCCUCUGUCCUAUUUCUGGGCAGCACCCGGCCCCGUUCCGGUCCCCCCAUCCCACCAUGGCCCCAGAGCUGCCCCCCAAACAGCCCUGAGCCCGGCAGCGGUCGCAGGGCCGCCCCCCUCUCCCCAGCAGCAAUUCUCAUUCAGAGAAACUGAGGAGCUCUCAACAAAUGUGAACGGUUCCAGGAACCGUGCAGGAAGCGGCGCCGAGGGCCCAUGUACAUAGUGUACAUAAUACAGUACGUGUAUUUUUAAAGUGAUCAUAUUUAUGUUAAUAGAACCAGAUGAAGUCUAUAUAUAGAGAUCUAUAUCUAUACUGAGAGAUGCAGGGCUCUGCUAGCACCGGGCUGUGGGGACGGAGGUGUGAUGGCCGCCCCUGCACAGGGUCCAGGGAAGGGCCAGGUCAGGGGCUCGUGCUCUUCUCAAUUCAGCUUCUUAAAAGUUUUCAGGGAAAAGAAAUUACUGAACUUUUCUGAACUCAUUUCACAGCAGAUUUGAGCUUCCACUCCAAGUGCAGCCCGCUAAGAGUUGCCCUCUCCCGGCAGUGCUGUGGCUGCUCUGUGCCCCGUGCACAGUGCUGCUCCCCUGCCCUCGCACAGAACAGCUCCUUGCCCUCUUCCUCUGCAGAGCUCCUCUACUCCUCCAGUUCCAGGCCAAAGCUAUAUGAGGCUGCUUAGAUAGCAAACAAGUGGUUUGUGGGCUUUUUUUGGCUUUUCUUGGCUUGCUUUCUUUUUGUUGGUUCUUUUUUUUUUUGGCUUUAAGACUCCUUGGACACACUCCCGGACCAAACCCAAGCCCCAGCUGCACCUCUGUGCCUGUCAGUACCCUGCUCCUACAUCUGCACCACUCCCAAAGUGCCUCCAUCUCUCCAGCAGCAGCCCCGGCCGCAGGCAGCACUCAGCCAUGGCAGCUCAGCAAUCUGCACAGGUGCAUCGGGGCUGUCACAGACCGCUGUGAUGAAUGGAUAGAUGACAGAUAGCAGCUUGAGCCAGAAGAGCAGCCCCGUGUGCCCAGCGUUAGGGGAUGGAGAGGCCGGGUUUAGCUUAGGGUUCAGCUCUGCCCCUACACACCGCCACACACAGCUUCUGUGCUGUUUGCAGCCUCCCAGGAUGAUGUGAAGCACUCGGGCAAGGAGGGGCUGUGCACACCCACCUGCCCGCUCAUCUCACUGCACCAUGCUUGCUCGGCCUGCAAUGCUUCCAGCUGCUCCCUGCCUCUGCGCAAGGUGCUUCGCUCCAUGCAGUCUCCCUCUGCCCUCAGCCCAGCUUUGCCCUGCAGCCUCAGCCCGCUCCUACAUGGAGCAGAGGGCCUGACCUCAGCAGCAGCAGCAGGGCAUGGCAGAUGCCUUCCUCAGGCAGCAGGGAUAGAUCUCUGCUGCACAGGCAUGAAGCCAGGCCAGGGCACGCUGCUCUGCGGGCAGGUCAGCUCCAUCGCUUC
Molecule: messenger RNA, 6228 nt
Organism: Lagopus muta (rock ptarmigan)
Lineage: Eukaryota; Metazoa; Chordata; Aves; Galliformes; Phasianidae
Gene: SLC12A5
Product: solute carrier family 12 member 5
Exons: 26
Coding region: 358-3693 (1111 amino acids)
Biological process (GO): chloride ion homeostasis; cell volume homeostasis; potassium ion import across plasma membrane
Cellular component (GO): membrane
Molecular function (GO): potassium:chloride symporter activity
Source: RefSeq, a predicted model, not a curated record